AUGUUCACAGACAGUAUUGGAGAUGAGUCCCUGCGUGAUGUGAUCUACUUCCCUGUCAGCCCCCAAAGAGAUCCCAAUCGGAAUCAUUUGCCUGACCCACACAUAAUGUUGCGGAAUACCGUGUUCCCUUUACUCGGCGAAUUAGAUUGUUUCCCUAUACGAGUACGCUAUCAAGUCCUAGUAUCGAAUGAGCUCGACCAAGCCCUUGCACUAUUUAUCAAAGCGGUUGCCUGCUAUAUCUUUGUCCUUACAUUCCGAGAACUGCUUCGUGUCCUCGAGCCCUUCCUCGAUCUACGCAGUCUCAACAAUGGAACCAACGCAACAGAGAAGCCUUUGGGCGACCCUAACAACCAUCCUCAGCACCCUGAUGCAUGCGGCCUGGAGAAGCAUAGUUGGGGGUUUAAUAACCAAAUAAGUCAUUUCUCUUCGAAUGCGUGCAGACAAUCUGACCUGGAGGCUGAUGUUUGAGGAGAUAGCAUGAGCGACCUCUUACCUUUCUGAGAGAUGAAUCGAAGCUACGCGAUUGGGUUGGAAUAAAAGGCUACUGCAGAUGUCCAGUUUUUACUUCAAAAUUCUCAUACCAG
Aspergillus eucalypticola CBS 122712 is the source of this 584-nucleotide messenger RNA. RefSeq lists its product as uncharacterized. The coding region runs from base 1 to 468 and encodes 155 amino acids. The record is from RefSeq and is a predicted model, not a curated record. Lineage: Eukaryota; Fungi; Ascomycota; Eurotiomycetes; Eurotiales; Aspergillaceae. The transcript has 4 exons.